AUGGCGCAGCACGGAGUUCAGCUCAACAGAGAAAACUUUUCUUGUUCGAUCUGUCUGGAUCCACUGAAGGAUCCGGUGACUAUUCCCUGUGGACACAGCUACUGCAUGAGCUGUAUUAACAACUUCUGGGAUGGAAAGGAUGAGAAGGAAAUCUACAGCUGUCCUCAGUGCAGACAGACCUUCACACCGAGGCCUGUCCUGAUGAAAAGUACUAUGUUAGCAGCUUUAGUGGAGCAGCUGAAGAAGACUGCACUCCAAGCUGCUGCUGCUGAUCUCUACUAUGCUGGACCUGAAGAUGUGGUCUGUGAUGUCUGCACUGGGAGGAAACUGAAAGCAUUCAAGUCCUGUUUGCAGUGUCUGGCCUCUUACUGUGAGAAUCACCUCCAGCAUCAUUAUGAUGUUGCUCCAUUAAAAAAACACAAGCUGGUCGACCCCUCCAAGAAGCUCCAGGAGAACAUCUGCUCUCGUCAUGAUGAGGUGAUGAAGAUGUUCUGCCGUACUGAUCAGCAGAUUAUCUGUUAUCUCUGCCCUGUGGAUGAACAUAAAGGCCACGACACAGUCUCAGCUGCCGUAGAAAGGACUGAGAGGCAGAGAGAGCUCGAGGUGAGUCGACUAAACAUCCAGCAGAGAAUCCAGGACAGAGAGAAAGAUGUGAAGCUGCUUCAACAGGAGGUGGAGGCCGUCAGUCGCUCUGCUGAUAAAGCAGUAAAGGACAGUGAGAAGAUCUUCACUGAGCUGAUCCGUCUCCUCCAGAAAAGAAGCUCUGAUGUGAAGCAGCAGAUCAGAUCCCAGCAGGAAACUGAAGUGAGUGGAGUCAAAGAGCUUCAGGAGAAGCUGCAGCAGGAGAUCACUGAGCUGAAGAGGAAAGACGCUGAACUGAAGCAGCUCUCACACACAGAGGAUCACAACCAGUUUCUACACAACUACCCCUCAGUGUCACAACUCAGUGAACCUACAGAGUCAUCCAGCAUCAAUAUCCGUCCUCUGAGAUACUUUGAGGAUGUGACAGCAGCUGUGUCAGAGCUCAGAGAUAAACUACAGGACAUCCUGAAGGAGGAAUGGACAAACAUCUCACUGACAGUGACUGAAGUGGACGUUUUACUGUCAGAUUCAAAAGCAGAGCCCAAGACCAGAGCUGGAUUCUUACAAUAUUCACAUGAAAUCACUCUGGAUCCAAACACAGUAAACUCCUGGCUGGUACUAUCUGAGGGGAACAGAAAAGUAGAACGAAUGAGACAACAACAGUCUUAUUCUCAUCAUCCAGACAGAUUCACUGUUCAGCGUCAGGUCCUGAGUAGAGAGAGUCUGACUGGACGUGGUUACUGGGAGGUGGAGUGGAGAGGAGGAAGAGUUCGUAUAGCAGUCGCAUACAAGAAUAUUAACAGACAAGGAAGCUCAAAUGAAAGUCUACUUGGAUAUAAUGACAAAUCUUGGGCUUUAAGAUGUGACACUAACAGUUAUGAAUUCUGGUUCAACAACAUCUCAACUCCCCUCUCAGGUCCUCAUUCCUCCAGACUAGGAGUGUACCUGGAUCACAGUGCAGGUAUUCUGUCCUUCUACAGCGUCUCUGAAACCAUGACUCUCCUCCACAGAGUCCAGACCACAUUCACUCAUCCUCUCUAUGCUGGAUUUCGGCUUAUAGAUGAUGGAGCCACAAUAGAGUUCUGUAAAGUUACUCCACCUUUUCUGAUCGGAGCUCAAACUAGUUUCACUUCUCAGAAAGUGAAACUCAGACAGUCAUUGUUACUGAGAGCUGAAAUGGCGCAGCAAGGAGCUCAGCUGGACCGAGAAAACUUUUCUUGUUCAAUCUGUCUGGAUCUACUGAAGGAUCCGGUGACUAUUCCCUGUGGACACAGCUACUGCAUGAGCUGUAUUAACAACUUCUGGGAUAAAGAUGAUGAAAAGGAAAUCUACAGCUGUCCUCAGUGCAGACAGACAUUCACACCGAGGCCUGUCCUGGUGAAAAACACCAUGUUUGCAGCUUUAGUGGAGCAGCUGAAGAAGACUGGACUCCAAGCUGCUCCUGCUGAUCUCUGCUAUGCUGGACCUGAAGAUGUGGCCUGUGAUUUCUGCACUGGGAGGAAGCUGAAAGCCCUCAAGUCCUGUCUGGUAUGUCUGGCUUCUUACUGUGAGAAACAUCUCCAGCCUCAUUAUGAAUCACCUACAUUCAAAAAACACAAGUUGGUCGGCCCCUCGCAGAAGCUCCAGGAGAACAUCUGCUCUCGUCAUGAUGAGGUGAUGAAGAUGUUCUGCCGUACUGAUCAGCAAAUUAUCUGUUAUCUCUGCCCUGUGGAUGAACAUAAAGGCCACGACACAGUCUCAGCUGCAGUAGAAAGGACUGAGAGGCAGAGAGAGCUCGAGGUGAGUCGACUAAACAUCCAGCAGAGAAUCCAGGACAGAAUGAAAGAUGUGAAGCUGCUUCAACAGGAGGUGGAGGCCGUCAGUCUCUCUGCUGAUAAAGCAGUGGAGGACAGUGAGAAGAUCUUCACUGAGCUGAUCCAUCACCUCCAGAAAAGAAGCUCUGAUGCAAAGCAGCAGAUCAGAUCCCAGCAGGAAGCUGAAGUGAGUCGAGUCAAAGAGCUUCAGGAGAAGCUGCAGAAGGAGAUCACUGAGCUGAAGAGGAAAGACGCUGAACUGAAGCAGCUCUCACACACAGAGGAUCACAACCAGUUUCUACACAACUACCCCUCACUGUCACAACUCAGUGAACCUACAGACUCAUCCAGCAUCGAUAUCUGUCCUCUGAGAUACUUUGAGGAUGUGACAGCAGCUGUGUCAGAGCUCAGAGAUAAACUACAGGACAUCCUGAAGGAGGAAUGGACAAACAUCUCACUGACAGUCACUGAUGUGGACGUUUUACUGUCAGAAUCAAAAACAGAGCCCAAGACCAGAGCUGAGUUCUUAAAUUAUUCACAUGAAAUCACUCUGGAUCCAAACACAGCACACACACAUCUGUUAUUAUCUGAGGGGGACAGAAAUGUGAAACUAAUGAGUCAACAACAGUCUUAUUCUAGUCAUCCAGACAGAUUCACUGGAUGUUAUCAGGUCCUGAGUAGAGAGAGUCUGACUGGACGUUGUUACUGUGAGGUGGAGAGGAGAGGAGGAGGAGUUCGUGUAGCAGUCGCAUACAAGAAUAUCAGCAGAGCAGGAGGUACAAAUGAAUGUGGAUUUGGACUCAAUGACAAAUCUUGGGCUUUAAGAUGUGAUGAUAACAGUUAUGAAUUCUGGUUCAACAAUAUUAAAACUCCUGUCUCAGGUCCUUGUUCCACCAGAGUCGGAGUGUACCUGGAUCACAGAGCCGGUAUUCUGUCCUUCUACAGCGUCUCUGAAACCAUGACUUUCCUCCACAGAGUACAGACCACAUUCACUCAACCUCUCUAUGCUGGACUUCGGCUUGGUCAUUCUUAUGGAGACACAGCUGAGUUCUGUAAACUCAAAUAGACAGAAGCCAUUUCAAACUUCAUGUAUCAGAUUCCGUGUGGUAAUUUUUUUUUUUUGUCUGCAUGUUUCCGAACUGCACAUCAACACCUCUUUUCUUUUGUUCCGUUGAUGUAUUGAGUUUCUUUAAAUGUCAGUUUUUCCUGUGUUUUUUCCACGGAGGCUAUCACUGCUCAUAAAGUUUUUAAUCUUCACUGAGGUUUAUCCAGAUGAAAAUUUCUGUUCUAAAUUUGAAUUUCAUGUUUGUAUUGAUGUAUUUGGUGUUGUUUCUUGAUAUUACAAAUUAGCAGAUCUUCGUUCAUCGUAAAUAUUUUGUUCUAGUCAUUUAGUAGAUUCAUAAAGAACUGUAAAAUAAAACUAAUAAUCCUGAUAAUGGUUAAUAAGGAGAUUGUUUAUUAUGUUCUUGUACAUAGCUGACAUUCUGUGUUAAACUAAAUGAUUGUGUGGGUGAAGUGUAUCUGAACAUGAAAUCAUUGAACAAGAGCCAUUUAACAGACUGAUUGGAUGUUUGGAAGUUUAUCUCAAGAAUGAAUAAAAUAUUUUUUUCUGUGUUCAUUUCAGGAUCUCAUUCAAAGUUUGUAGAGUAAAUAUGAAACUCAUGAGAAUUUAUUUGAUCGUGUCUUCCUCCUGACAAACCACAAAGUACAUAGAUCAUGUUUGUUCUGUCUCUGAACUUUCAGGUUAAUCAUUAAAACAGCAUCGUCAUAGAGAAAUGAGAAAGGUUUUCUAUAAAAUGAUGCUGUUAAUGAAAAAGAUUUUAUUCGUACGCUCAGUCAAUGAAGAGGAUUUUUUUACUCAGGCCUAAAAAAAUUGAAGAAAUAAUAAGAAAUGAUUUGAUUAAUUUGACAUUUUGUUGAGUUCUCCUGACACACAUAAUACACUUUAUUUACUGAACAUCUCUUAAUCUCUCAAACCAAAAACUGUCUGCUGUGCUGAAGUUUAUGUUAUUUAUGCUUAAUUGAGAACAAAGAAAUGCAUCUAAAACGGUCAUGAUUCAACCCUAACAGCUGUGAUUGAUUUAUUGCAACUUCACAAGUAAAAUUACUCCACCUUUUCUAGUACAAGAGUAAUUCAUGAUCAUGUUAUCAUAAAAAGGUGAAAAAGCUGCAUUCAGUCUUAUCAGAAUCAUCAUCAGAAAAACUUGACAUUUUCAUUCUAGUUUUAAGAUAUUAACAUUUGUGUUGAUACCUGCUGUUUUUCUGCUAAUCUCCUUUAUAAUGUUAUUGUUUGUUAAGCAUCCACAUCAUAACAAAGUAAAGAGCAGGGAUGUGGCUUAAAGACAAACCUGAGUUUGGCUUCAUCAGUUGCCGACUUUCAGCCAGUUUGUGGCUCAGAGACACAAAUUUUUGUGUGGAACAGGAAACAGGAGAAGUUGUGAUGUUUAGUAUCCUCACAUUGGUCCAAUUCCUGAUGUUUCAUCAGGACUGACUGACAGAAAU
This is a messenger RNA of Scomber scombrus (Atlantic mackerel), 4877 nucleotides long. RefSeq lists its product as uncharacterized. Bases 1 to 3441 code for a protein of 1146 amino acids. NCBI's taxonomy places the organism in Eukaryota, Metazoa, Chordata, Actinopteri, Scombriformes, Scombridae. The transcript is spliced from 3 exons. Gene Ontology annotation, molecular function: protein binding; zinc ion binding. The record is from RefSeq and is a predicted model, not a curated record.